This is a messenger RNA of Juglans microcarpa x Juglans regia, 375 nucleotides long. RefSeq lists its product as uncharacterized. The record is from RefSeq and is a predicted model, not a curated record. Lineage: Eukaryota; Viridiplantae; Streptophyta; Magnoliopsida; Fagales; Juglandaceae. The transcript has a single exon. The coding region runs from base 54 to 194 and encodes 46 amino acids. Gene Ontology annotation, biological process: negative regulation of cell population proliferation.
ACAAAAGAACAAAAAAAUAAAAGAAUCAGUAUCCCCAUUAUAUAGAAGAAGAGAUGAAGAUGAAGAAUGCUAAUAUUGGAGGGUCUAAGAGAAAGCUUCCAUGUAAAGGGCUUACUGGUUUUCUUAAAGAAGGAAGAGGUAGGCUUUACAUAUUCAGAAGAUGUAUUAUCAUGCUUCUCUGCUGGCAUGAUUAAGACUAUGGUUCUGUACCUGAAUUCACCUUCUAAUUAUUGGGAGCUAUUUCUUUUACCUUUCUCCUUUUCUUUAACUUCUCCUUUAGUUUAUGGAGCAUGUAUAGCAAGACACAAUGCAGACUUUUUUCUCUCCUUCCUCCUGUUAAAAAGACCCUUCGAUCACAUCAGUUUGGUUUCUGUC